AUGGAACGUAGCGAACAAGAAUGGGCAGGCCUCUACCAGAAGGUGAAGAAUUUAGUACCCGUGGAGAUUGGAGAGGAGGCAUGGUACUUGAUUAUUGCAGCAACCCUAGCUACGUCCCCAGCAACCAGCCUCCUAGCGUCCUUCUACACCCAUCUCACAACAAACGAUCCAUCGUUCUCAUCAGAGAAAUCUAAACGCCGCCUCUCCCUAAGAUUACGCGAUGUCCUCUUCAAACUCAUCUCACUCGUUGGGGGGCCGCAAGUGCUUUGUGUGUUGAUGCCGUUAGCGAAGGCUGAGGGAGAUGUCGAAUCGAAAUCUAGGUCUAGCACGCUGAAUGACAAAUGGCGAGCCGAAAAAAUGAGCGUACAGACGAUAUACGAUAGAGGCGUCGAAACAAUCAACAGAGUCUACGGUGUCACUCUUUUACCCAAGAUCUUCGACUCGUGGGGCAGCCACAAAGAGGAUAUGAAGUUCAAUGAGAUCUUCGUCUUCUACGGCCUCUAUCUCUCUGACUUCGAGGUUAUGACACCACUCGAGACCGAAGCCGUGGUAUACUCUGCGAUUUCCUGCUUGGGAUUAGGCGGACCAGGAAACUGGCACCUGAGGGGAAUGGGACGGUUGCUGGGUGCGAGGGGAAAGGACGAUGAGAGCGAGAAGAUUAGGAGGGUUAAGGGUCAGUUGAUGAAUCUAAGACAGGCGGUUAUGAGCGUGGUGGAGUUUGUUGGGGAAGAGUUUGUUAGCAGAGCGAAGCUAGAGAAGUGGGCCAAUGUCGAGAAUAUGGUGAGGGAGUUCGGUGGUUGGGGAGAUGACGAGUAA
Molecule: messenger RNA, 816 nt
Organism: Coniosporium apollinis CBS 100218
Lineage: Eukaryota; Fungi; Ascomycota; Dothideomycetes
Exons: 3
Coding region: 1-816 (271 amino acids)
Source: RefSeq, a predicted model, not a curated record